This is a messenger RNA of Penicillium maclennaniae, 243 nucleotides long. RefSeq lists its product as uncharacterized. Lineage: Eukaryota; Fungi; Ascomycota; Eurotiomycetes; Eurotiales; Aspergillaceae. The record is from RefSeq and is a predicted model, not a curated record. The transcript has 3 exons. The coding region runs from base 1 to 243 and encodes 80 amino acids.
AUGCCUAUGGUCGUACCUGGUAUCAACUCCUCUAUGGGGGACAAGUCCGAAUGGGUCAACAAGUUGAUGGGAAAGAAGAUCAGUGACUCGGGGAGUGAUGAGAUGUCUUUCGCGAAGAAGGAUCUUCCGCAAAAUCACCGUGUGCUGAAGCCCGAUGACAUGAAGACCAUGGACCACAACCCCGAUAGACUCAACAUCCAUGUUGGCCACGAUGGUACCGUUCAGGAUGUCACCCACGGCUAG